Messenger RNA from Symbiodinium sp. CCMP2592, 1842 nucleotides. Lineage: Eukaryota; Dinophyceae; Suessiales; Symbiodiniaceae. The record is from the annotation of a GenBank genome assembly.
AUGGACAUGGCGGCAUGUGAGCCAAUGGACGUGGAGCAGGAGGCACUUGGAGAGGCGCUGGGAGAGGUCGUCUUGCUCCAGACGCAGCUGAAGAUGCACGGCACACCAGUGAGGCCUACCCUCAUGCAGGAGCUGGAUGUUGGUCCUAUUCUGACGAUGGUGUCCGCUCAGCUUCAGCAUCCGAUACCGCUCUUCGCAUUGACGGUGGGGCUGGUGGUGCUCGCCGCCAUGUUGUGCGGGAUGCGACGGUGUUUGCAGUCCGGCAUUACCCCACAGCCGCCACAAACAGAAGGUAUUAAGCUUGGAAUCUAUGGAAUCUUGCUGACGCAGACUCUGAAUGCAUUAGCCACCAUGGUGGUUUUACCAACCCUGCCUUUCUUCGCGAUGACACUGGGUGCGACAGCAUUGGAGGUGUCUCUCAUGAACUCUGCAUAUAACCUAGCUCAGAUGUUCUGCUCCCCGCUGUUGGGCGUACUAUCCGACCGCUAUGGGCGAAAGCGAGUUAUGCUGGGAGGCAUUUGCAUCCAAAUGAUCUGCAACACCUUCAUGGCGCAAUCCAGCAGUCUGACCCAGUUGCUGCUGGCUCGCAUGGCUGUUGGCAUGGCCCUGAGCACCGGUCCGGUCGAGAUGGCUUACAUCAUGGACUUCCUGCGCUCCGAGGAGGAGCUCAGUCGCGUUCUGUCUCUGCAGCGAGUCAUGACUUCCGCCGGAGCGCUGGCCGGUCCGCUGGUGGCCCGCACGUUUGACAAGCUGCAUUUCAAGACGCUGUGCCUAGGUGUGGUCGGCGUCAAUGUGCUGAAUCUGAUCAUCGGCUCCGUUCUAUGGGAGGAUGCAGCCAAGACGGAGGGCAGAGACAGGAAGAAGCCCAUCCAGGUCGAGCAGGACGAAGACAACGAUGCAGCGGAAAAGUCUAUAAGUGAGCAGCUCAAGGCGAUGUUUGCGAAUCAAGCUGCUUGCGGCCUGCUUCUGGUGUCCUUUGUCUACGCAUUGGGCUUUGCUAUUGGGGAUGGCCCAGAGAUGGUCUUCUUCAAGGACCGCUUCGGCUUCGGCAAGGAGCAUGCCUGCGUCUUCUACCUGUUGACCAAUGUGUCAACUCUGGUGUGUUCUGCAUGGGUCCCUGCCCUCUUGACGAAUUUUGGCGCGCUGCCGCUUUGCAUUGCCGGAACGGUUGGUGGUUCCAUUGCCUCGCUGCUGCUUGUGUUCGGCCCGACUGCCCUCUGGGUGCCGUAUGCUUUCGGCAUUACCAUGGUUGGCCUCUUCGGCACCAUGAUUGGCAUGGGCUUCAUGCACUUGGUCAGGGAGUAUUGCCCGGAGGAUCUCAUGGGAACUAUGUUUGGUCUACAGAGUUCUCUGAAUGGGGCCGCGGGUGCUUUGGCGCCGCCCUUUGGUGGUUGGCUGUACCACCUGAACAUCUUUCUGCCAUUCCUCUGUACUUCUGCCUCCUGCGCUCUUACCGGCCUGCUAUAUGAGACUGCUAUGCCAAAGUCGGUGAAGGAGACCGUGACCAAGACUGAGAUCGUUGAGGCCGUGGUGCACCGGAAGGCAACGAAGAUGACUCGAAACUCCACCUUUGGCAGGCCCAUCUACCACGACAAGAGUUUCAUCAUACAGGUCUGUACCAACGAGCUCAGUAUUGGACUGAACCCCGAGAGCAUGUACUUCUACCAGCGCAUGCGGGAGCGUCUGAAGGAAGAGAAUGUGCGAGGGGGCAUGAAGCCUGUGGCCACCGUUGCGGGGUCCCUCGCAGAGUCUAUCGAGCAGGAGGACGAAAGGAAGCGCAAGGCCGUUUCCAUACGACGCAUGGGCACCGACCAGGGCCUCGGAUCUGGCAGCGGGAGCUGA